AUGAAGUUACAAGAAGGGAAUGAUAUUCCAAGAUCUGUAGUUGUGGAAAAGAAAAAAAAGAGGAAAUCAAAAUCCAAGUCUACUCACAUUUCUGAUCAGCCUUUUAUUAAUAAAGAUCUAGAUGCGGUAACAUCACUCUGUAAGACAGAAAAGAUAGGUAGAAUUUUGGAAGCAAAAAAAGCAACUACACCGUCUGUUACCUCACAAGAGACUGAAGAUGUUUUGGAAUUAUAUAAGAGAAACCAAAAAGAUAUAGAAAAUAUUAGA
Molecule: messenger RNA, 267 nt
Organism: Acaulospora colombiana
Lineage: Eukaryota; Fungi; Glomeromycota; Glomeromycetes; Diversisporales; Acaulosporaceae
Source: the annotation of a GenBank genome assembly